AUGAACCAACAACAAAUUCAAAGGCAAGAAGCCGUGACUGCUUAUGAUAGACAAGUAACCCAUGAAAUCUUUCAUGACACGAUGGAAUUCUUGGAAAAGUAUAUUGAGAUAGCCGGUUAUUAUCCUGAUUGGCAUGCAAGAAGGCAAUUUCCUAAUAAUGAAGUUAAAAGAACUAUUGAUGGACCUGAAGACGCUGAGGAAUGUUUUUCGAUUGUAUUACUUGGGCUUAAAAAUACAAUUAAGCAUAAGCCUCCUUUUAUUCAAGAGGAAAUUAAACAAGAGUUCUACCGUUGGAUUAGCUCCACUGGAAUCAAUGAAAAUAAUUCCCCUGAAAGAUUACAACAUAUUUUGUUUGGGUUUCAUGAAAUAUUAGAGGGUAGAAGCGAAAAGUUUGAUAAAGAUUUAAAAAAUAGCAAACAAACUCUUGAUCAUAAUUCCCCUGAAUAUGCUAAAGAAUUAACCACAUUUUUUGCCGCCUUUCAAGAACCAUUACAAAAUCAAAGAGAUAUAGCAGAGUCUCUCGAAGGCAAAAAGCAUGAUGAAAUUAAUAUUGAAAAUAAAUUUAAUGGCACAGUAGAACAAGGUCAAGGAAUUCUUGAAAAAAUGGCUAAUUUAGUUAGAAGCUUGCCUGAGAACUUUAAUUUUUUUCAGCAAGAGGAUCAAAAGGAGAUUAAUGCCAAUGGACAGCCAUCCAAAAAUGAACCAGCUGAAAAUGAUGAUCACAUGAUUACUGAUAAUGCCAAUGGUGAGCCACCCAAAGAUAAACCAGCUGAAAAUGGUGACGGCAUGGUUACUGAUAAUGCCAAUGGUGAGCCACCCCAAGAUAAACCAGCUGAAAAUG
Racocetra fulgida is the source of this 841-nucleotide messenger RNA. The record is from the annotation of a GenBank genome assembly. Lineage: Eukaryota; Fungi; Glomeromycota; Glomeromycetes; Diversisporales; Gigasporaceae.